AUGCCCGUCCAAUUACUUCCGGCGUCGGCCGCCGCCUUCGCUCCCCGGGCUUCAUCCGUCAACGUCGUCUUGGGUUCAAAAAUCGAGCCUUGGCUUACACAGACCCUCAAGCGCAUCAACCGAGUCAAGCGUCCUCUCAACUCUGUCCCUCAGCACCACCGAUGUCUCACCGAGACUCUCUCAUCACCAAACGCCAUCUGGACCUUGACCUCGCUUAUGCUGCCCAAGACGCCCGAGUCUGACUUUAAGCGGGAUGCCGGCAACCCUCUCGUGGAGGCCAUCAUGAACUAUGAGCUCGUCCACGUCGAGGCUUACAUCGUCCAUGUCGACAUGGUUCUGCGAAAUGAGGUCGCCUUUAAGCUCACAAAGGACACCAUCGAGGCUCUCGUCGAUUACCACAAGGAGAUUCACUGUGUCGAUGCCAAGGCUAGCACAUACGACUGGACGGAUAAGGAACAGCAGUGCAAGAAGCUACAUGAGGACUUUGUUCAGGACAUCAACAAGUUCGUCUUCCGCACCCACGUCUCUGCCCUCGAGGGUCUUGAGGAGGAGGGUGCUGGCGAACUUCUCUGCGGCAAGAGCGAGGAGGUUAAGAACUGCAUUAGUGCUCUCAUGAAGCCUCUGCUGCCCCCUCCUCCCCCUCGCGUCGUCGAAGUCGUCCGACAACCUACACUUCUGCCCAGCUCUCCUGUCAACAACAUGUGGUCGCAACCUGGAUUUCACAACCUUGCCGCUGUCGACUCUUGGAGAGUGCUUCCUUCCAGCCCCAGCGUCACAUCAUCGGCAGACUCAAACACAAGUCCGAUCUGGGCGCCCAUGACCAUGAGCGAUCUUUCCCCUACUCCCGCCUUCACGCAGCCUCACUCUACUGCUGGUUACUUUUGGAGCUCGCCCCAAGUAACAGCACCCAUCCCCGCUCUCCCUCUCCCUAGCAUGUUUGCUCCCCAAUGCGGAGUUGGCAUGGGCAUGGGAGGAAUGGGAGGCAUGGGAGGCAUGGGCGGCUUUGGCUGGGAUCGAUACCAAGAGUACGCAACCAUCAUGUGA
This is a messenger RNA of Fusarium sp. VM40, 1044 nucleotides long. NCBI's taxonomy places the organism in Eukaryota, Fungi, Ascomycota, Sordariomycetes, Hypocreales, Nectriaceae. The record is from the annotation of a GenBank genome assembly.